AUGAUUCUUCCUCUACCGAUGGUCCCACCUCAGAAUCACCCGAAACUGAAAUUUUUGAGGACCGACUCUCGUAGGUACGUCUGCGUUAUCGUAGUGGCACAAGGAAGAAAGUCGACGCACGGAAGAGCAAGAUGUCUAGGACAAAAUCCGGUGCUCAAGAACUUUGACAUUCGAUCUCAUGAAAUUCCUAAAGUCAAGAAAACUUGGAAGAUAUGUGUCACUUUUUUAAGGUUGUAUUCAUGUGAAAUAGAGAUGUUGCAGCAAUGCAAUCAUCCUAAUGUUGUUCGUUAUUUAGGAAACUAUCAGGGUGAGGAGUAUCUUUGGAUUGUAAUGGAGUAUUGUGGUGGAGGAAGUGUUGCUAAUGUGAUGAAUGUCACUGAUGAGGCUUUAGAGGAGUACCAAAUAGAAUAUAUAUGUACUGAAGCAUUGAAGGGUUUAUCCUAUUUGCACUCGAUUUUCAAGGUGCAUCGUGAUAUUAAGGGAGGUAAUAUUUUAUUAACUGAACAAGGAGAGUCUGAAGAACUUGGAAGAUAUUUUCGCAACACUAUGUAUCCAGGUGAAGAUACUGGACUCCUUCGACUUCAUAGCACAUAUCGCCAUGACCUUAAAAUUUACAGCUCUGAUGAGGGUCGUGUGCAGGGGCUCCUAGACUUGGAAGGACAAUUAACACCAACAUUGGUUUCACUUGUUAGCAAGGGUUCAUUAAUGUUAGAUGGACUUGAUAAUGCAAGUAUUGAAAUGGAAGAAGCUAAGGCAAGAUUGAACGAAUUAAUUACUACUGGAGUGAAGGCAGCACAGGCAAACGAAUUAUCUAAUAAAAAACCCUGGAUGGUUGAUGGGGCUGGACUUCCACUCAAUGCUGCAGACCUUCUACCUACACUGGUAAAAGAUUUAUUUAAUAGAAGUGCUUCUAAGUUAUAUAAUGAAUGUGGGAGUUCACAACCUGCAUCUGAUGCACUUGCAAAAGACACCAUUUGUAGAGGAAGAAGAAGGUUCAGGGAAAAAGAUUCCAGGGCUAACGACGUUCCUUCCUUAUUCGAUCUUGCUUUCUUAUCGGAUCAGAUUCUUCAUCUCACUCUCAAAUGGUCUUGA
Lactuca saligna is the source of this 1092-nucleotide messenger RNA. NCBI's taxonomy places the organism in Eukaryota, Viridiplantae, Streptophyta, Magnoliopsida, Asterales, Asteraceae. The record is from the annotation of a GenBank genome assembly.